AUGGACUUCAAGGGCUACGCCCUGGCUUCUUAUCAUGGAUUCAACCUGGAUGUGGAGGAGCCUGUGGUCUUCCAAGAGGAUGCAGCCAGUUUUGGGCAGAGUGUGGUGCAGUUUGGCAGAUCUCGGCUUGUGGUGGGUGCCCCCCCGGAGGUGCUGGCGGUCAACCACACAGGACGCUUGUAUGACUGUGCAACUCCCACUGGCCAGUGCCAGCCCAUCUCACUGAACAUCCCCCCAGAGGCUGUGAAUAUGUCCCUAGACCUGUCUCUGGCAGCCUCCACCAACCAUUCCCAGCUGCUGGCCUGUGGCCCGACCAUGCACAGAGCCUGCGGGGAGAACAUGUAUGUGAGAGGCUCCUGCAUCCUGUUGGGCGCCCACCUGCAGAUCAUCAGGACAGUCCCAGCUGCCCUUCCCGAGUGUCCAAAUCAAGAGAUGGACAUUGCCUUUCUGAUCGACGGCUCUGGCAGCAUUGACAGAAGUGGCUUUAACCAGAUGAAGGACUUUGUCAGAACUGUGAUGGGCCAGUUUGAGGGCACCAACACCCUGUUCUCGCUGAUGCAGUACUCCAACCUCCUGAAGGUCCACUUCACCUUUACCGUGUUCCAGACCAGCCUGAGCCCUCAGAGCCUGGUGGAUCCCAUCGUCCAACUGAAAGGCCUGACGUUCACGGCCACGGGCAUCCUGAAAGUGGUGACAGAGCUGUUCCAUAGUAAUAAUGGGGCCCGUGAGAAUGCCAAGAAGAUCCUCAUUGUCAUCACAGAUGGGCAGAAGUACAAAGACCCCCUGGAGUACAGCGAUGUCAUCCCCCGGGCAGAGAGUGCUGGCAUCAUCCGUUAUGCCAUUGGGGUGGGAGAUGCUUUCAAAAAACCCACUGCCAAGCAGGAACUGAGCACCAUCGGCUCGGUGCCCCCGCAGGACCACGUGUUUGAGGUGGACAACUUUGCAGCACUUGGCAGCAUCCAGAAGCAGCUGCAGGAGAAGAUCUUUGCAGUUGAGGGAACCCUAUCGAGGACCAGUAGCUCCUUUCAGAACGAGAUGUCACAGGAAGGCUUCAGUUCAGUGCUCCCAAUGGAUGGCCCAGUUCUGGGGGCCGUGGGGAGCUUCAGCUGGUCUGGAGGUGCCUUCCUGUAUCCCUCAAAUAUGAGCCCCACCUUCAUCAACGUGUCUCAGGAGUAUGUGGACAUGAGGGACUCUUACCUGGGUUACGCGACCGAGCUGGCCCUUUGGAAGGGGGUGCCGAGCCUGGUGCUGGGGGCCCCCCGCCAUCAGCACGCCGGGAAGGUUGUCAUCUUCACCCAGGUGUCCAGGCAAUGGAGGCCAAAGGCUGAAGUCACAGGGAGCCAGAUCGGCUCCUACUUCGGGGCCUCCCUCUGCUCCAUCGACAUGGACAGAGAUGGCAGUACUGACCUCGUCCUCAUCGGGGCCCCCCAUUACUAUGAGCAGACCCGAGGGGGCCAGGUGUCCGUGUGCCCCAUGCCCAGGGGGCAGAGCAGGUGGCGGUGUGAGGUCAUUCUCCGAGGGGAGCAGGGCCACCCCUGGGGCCGCUUUGGGGCAGCUCUGACAGUACUGGGGGACGUGAAUGGGGACAAGCUAACAGACGUGGCCAUCGGGGCCCCAGGAGAGGAGGAGAACCGGGGUGCUGUCUGUGUGUUUCAUGGAGCCUCAGGACUGGACAUCAACCCCUCCCCCAGCCAGACACAGCCACCAAGGACGGCCACAUCUGUCUUCUCCAUGUGUAUUCCCAGCACCUGGUACCGUGAUGUCCAAAGCUCCGUCAGCUAUGAUCUGGCACUGGACCCAGGCCACCUGCUUUCUCGUGCCAUUUUUGAUGAGACCAAGAACUGGACUUUGACUCGAAGAAAAACCCUGGGGCUGGGGGAUCACUGUGAAACCGUGAAGCUGCUUUGGCCCGACUGCGUGGAGGAUGUGGUGAGCCCCAUCUUCCUGCGCCUCAACUUCUCCAUGGUGGGGGUGCCCAUCCCCUCAUCCCAGAACCUUCGCCCUGUGCUGGCUGUGGGCUCACAGGCCCUUUUCACUGCUACUCUCCCCUUUGAGAAGAACUGUGGCCAAGAUCGCCUCUGUGAAGGGGACCUGAGUGUCAGCCUCAGCUUCUCUGGCCUGCAGACCCUGAUAGUGGGGAGCUCCCUGGAACUCAAUGUAACAGUGACUGUGUGGAAUGAGGGCGAGGAUUCCUAUGGAACUGUGAUUAACUUCUACUACCCAGCAGGGCUGUCCUAUCGAUGGGUGUCAGAAACCCUGAAGCAACCUCACCAGCGCCCACUGUGCCUGGCAUGUGAGGCAGUGCUCACUAAGGAUGAGGGCCUGAGGAGCAGUAGCUGCAGCAUGAAUCAUCUCAUCUUCCGAGAGGUUAUUAAUAGCAUCUUCAUAGUCACAUUCGCUGUCUCCUACAAGGCCACCCUGGGAGAAAGGUUGCUCAUUAGGGCCAAUGCAAGCAGUGAGAAUAAUAAGCCUGCAACCAGCAAGACUACCUUCCAGCUGGAGCUCCCAGUAAAAUAUGCUGUCUACACAGUGAUCAGCAGGCAGGAAGAGUCCACCAAGUACUUCAACUUUUCAACUUCUGAUAAGAAGAGCAGGAAAGAGGCUGAACAUCGAUAUCGUGUGAAUAACCUGAGCCAGCGAGAUCUGGCCAUCAGCAUUAACUUCUGGGUUCCCAUCCUGCUGAAUGGCAUGGCUGUGUGGGAUGUGGCUGUGCAGACCCCUUCUCAGAGUCUCCCCUGUGUGUCAGAGAGGGAGCCUCCCCAGCAGUCUGACUCCCUGACCCAGAUUCAAAGGACACCUGUGCUGGACUGCUCUGUUGCUGAGUGUCUGAGGUUCCGCUGUGACAUCCCCUCCUUUGGCAUCCAGGAGGAGCUUGACUUCAUCUUGCAGGGCAACCUCAGCUUCGGCUGGGUCAGCCAGACACAACAGAAGAAGGUGUUGGUCGUGAGUGAGGCUGAAAUCACCUUUGACACAUCUAUGUACUUCCAGCUUCCAGGACAGGAGGUGUUUAUGAGAGCCCAGAUGGAGACGGUGCUAGAAGAGUAUGAAGUCCACGACCUUGUCCCCCCGGUUGUGGGCAGCUCCAUGGGAGGUCUGCUGCUGCUGGCUCUCAUCGCAGUCACACUGUACAAGCUUGGCUUCUUCAUACGUCGGUACAAAGAAAUGUUGAAUGACAAGCGUGAAGACACUACAACAUUCAGCGGGGAGGACAUCAGCUGUGAGGCCCCAAACAUACCUUUGUCCUAA
Messenger RNA from Cynocephalus volans (Philippine flying lemur), 3246 nucleotides. Its product is annotated as integrin alpha-D-like. Gene Ontology annotation, molecular function: integrin binding. The transcript is spliced from 29 exons. Gene Ontology annotation, cellular component: integrin complex; external side of plasma membrane. Gene Ontology annotation, biological process: cell-matrix adhesion; cell adhesion mediated by integrin; cell-cell adhesion. The record is from RefSeq and is a predicted model, not a curated record. NCBI's taxonomy places the organism in Eukaryota, Metazoa, Chordata, Mammalia, Dermoptera, Cynocephalidae. The coding region runs from base 1 to 3246 and encodes 1081 amino acids.